Messenger RNA from Phytophthora nicotianae INRA-310, 2444 nucleotides. Its product is annotated as TKL/DRK protein kinase. Lineage: Eukaryota; Oomycota; Peronosporomycetes; Peronosporales; Peronosporaceae. The transcript has a single exon. Gene Ontology annotation, molecular function: protein kinase activity; ATP binding. Gene Ontology annotation, biological process: protein phosphorylation. Bases 116 to 2041 code for a protein of 641 amino acids. The record is from RefSeq and is a predicted model, not a curated record.
CUCUGAACCCAAAACGCGCUUCAGCAGCCUCAACGGAGACGCUCGCUCGGCCACUGGAUUGCCAUUCCUCAAUAUCGGCCGUGCUGGCCAUCACUGUUCCUAACCAGUUCCGGUCAUGUCGGCGAGUUCGGCUGACUCUAUCGCCUUGGAUGGGUCGAGCUCCGACCUUAGUCGGCAGUUAUAUUACCGUGCCAAAGCCAACGAUUCUGUGGCUCAGGUGACGCUUAACCCAGUUCCCGACGCCGUACAAAGUCGGUUAGAUGACUUGGAACUCGACUGGAGCAAACUGCCGGGUCUGGCUCAGUUGGCACUGUUAUGGGACUCUGGGUUCGCCAUCAACUCCAAUAACGACGCUGUCCAGGUCUGGACCUUGGAGGGCCACAGCAUGUCCACGUUGGCACUCACACUGACCGAGUAUGAGAAUGCCGGUUGUGUGCCUAAAAACUGCACGGAGCCGGACGACGCCAUCAUGUAUGAGAGUCGGUACUGCAACGGGGCUCAGAUGAGCUACGCCGCCAAGUGCGUCGUCCAGGACUUCGACGGCGACGGCGCAUACCACGCAGCAAUGUGGGGCAUCGGAGGCAAUUCCGAGUCGGCUCCGGCACUUCGGAUGCUCAAACACGAGUGGAACGACAACGGUACUGACUACGAGAUCAUGGCUCUGCAUACCGUGACAGCGGAGAACGAACCGGGCUGGAAUGCCUGUCCAAUCAGCAACAUGAACGGAGGCUACGGGUCGCUGGUGUUCCCGUGCCGGACGACGGGCAACAUUACGGCCGAGAAUAAAAAGCAGAUGAAGGAAGUCACGGGGUCCGCUUGGGUGUCGGAGUGGCUGGUGACGGACUAUAAGGACACGGCGGGGGUGGACUCGAGCGGGUUUAACAUGUUACUACUGAUCCCCAUUAUUCUCGGAGUUUUGGUCAUUUUUGCGCUAAUCGGACUGGUAUUUUACUGCAAGAAGAAGCGACGACAAAGAUGUCUGGAUGAAUUCGAGGAGUCCACUACUGGUGAGUCACCGUAUGUGGUCGCUCCGUCGGCUAAAAGCUUCGAUCAGCGAGAUACACUCGCUCGGCCGACAGUCGCGGUUAGUGAAGACAUGACUACGGCCACGUACUCGGGUGCCGACCAGACGAUUCAGUUCCCAGGCUACGGUGGAGAAUUCAUGUCUGGAGGGUCAAAUACCACGCUGAGCGUGCUUCUAAUGAGCGAAUAUCUCGUCGGACAGCGGAUUCCACUUGAAAAUUUAAAUUUCGAGAGAGCUCUAUCCAAAGGAGCGUCGGGAGAAGUGUGGAUAUGUGAAUAUGCAGGCCAGAAAGUUGCAGCUAAGCGAUUGCUACAAACCAAGGAAAACAAAGCCGAAGACGUCCACGAAUUUGCUCUGGAGAUCGAUCUAAACGCUCGUCUGGAACAUCCGAACAUCGGAGCUUUUAUCGGCGUGGCAUGGGGCAGUCUCAACAAUCUAACUAUGGUGAUCGAGUAUUUCCCACUUGGAGAUCUACAGAAAUAUCUAAAGAGAAACGCUGAUCUGUUAUCUUGGGCCAGAGAUAAAAUUCACAUGGCGGUGGGUGUGGCUCGAGCGCUCGAGUAUCUUCACGGAUAUUCUCCUCCCAUUAUCCAUCGUGACCUCAAAUCCAAGAAUAUUUUACUUACGCGACAAUUGGAAGCUAAAGUGAUAGAUUUCGGUGUAAGUCGUGGACGUCUGGAUAAUACCAUGACAGCAGGUGUCGGCACUCCAUUCUGGACCGCGCCAGAGAUUCUGGAAGGCAAGAGAUACUCGGAACAAGCCGACAUUUACUCAUUCGGUGUGGUUUUAUCCGAGCUGGACACGGGUAAAAUACCGUUUUACGACUGUGCGGGCUCAGACGGGAAGAAAACUAAGCCGUUCCACAUCCUCCAAGAAGUUAUGGCUGGUACUUUACGCCCCAGUUUCUCGCCGGAUUGUCCGCCUCGUAUCCGUCGUAUUGGUGUGCUCUGCUGCCAGCACGAUCCUUCUCGACGGCCUAGUGCAGCUCAACUGGUUGAAAUGCUUCAAGGGAACUAGUUGCAGUUAAGUUAAAACCUUAAGUUGAUUCUCUUUUUUAGUGUAAGCUAUCCUAUCCUGUAUAAGCGCAUGGGCUGCGCUUCAGCCUUCCAGCAUCCUCACAAGCUCCGAAGCGGACGGUCUCAAGUUCGGGUCAUGCUGGAAACACGCGUCUGCUGCCUUCGAGAUCCGCUGAGGACAAUUACAGGAGAGACUCGGUCUCAAUGUGCCAUCCACGACCUCUUUGAGGAUGUGGAAUGGCUUCAUCUUCUCCCCGUUAGCCCCCAAAGUAUUGUGGUACGGGGCUUCACAAGUGUCUAGCUCCGUUAGCAGCACUCCGAAUGAAUAAAUAUCUGCCUUCUCCGUGUACUCCGUGCUCUCGAGCACUUCUGGUGCGGUCCAGAAGGGAGUUCCCACCCCAGCA